Molecule: messenger RNA, 912 nt
Organism: Saccharomyces mikatae IFO 1815
Lineage: Eukaryota; Fungi; Ascomycota; Saccharomycetes; Saccharomycetales; Saccharomycetaceae
Gene: DOS2
Product: Dos2p
Exons: 1
Coding region: 1-912 (303 amino acids)
Cellular component (GO): cytoplasm
Source: RefSeq, a predicted model, not a curated record
AUGGAAUUUUUUUACGAGGAGCAGGUAGCUAAUAUCGAAGACAGCAAGACGAACGGCUCUCAAGAAGAAAAUGAAUCAAUAGAGCAUAAUGAAAAUAAUGGAUUUCAUAGUCGAGACGACAAAACAAAUGAGGCCUUCCAGAAGCUAGAAGAGGAAGUCAAUAUGCGAUACGAAAAGACCACGAGCGCAUUCAAAAAAUUAGUUGUUGAGAAAGAUGACGGAAUUGAAAUCAACUUACCAAUUAGCAAUGAAACUACAGAGGCUGCUCAAAAAUACUUGAAAAAGCUAGACGAUAAUAUACACAAUGUAGAGAGUUUAGCCCAGUCAUAUUGGAGUAAAAUGAAAACAAAAACUUUCUGGUCUGGUUUUAGCGGCAUCGAUGAUACGACGAACAACGAUUCCGCUAAUAAGGGUGAGAAUUCAAAAGAAAAUGAAAUCGCUGUAGGCGGAAAUAGAACAGAUGCUGAACUAAGGAUACUAUCAAGAGAUAAGUCAAUUUAUUUGAGCAAUAAAAUAGAUUUGCAACAGGAGCCAUUUGAUGUGGAUGAGAAAACUGAGGAUAUAUGUUCAAUCUUACAGAACGAUAAGGAUAUUUCCAAAUUAAUGAACGAUAUUGUACCUCAUCAAAUUAGUUAUAAAAACUUUUGGAAUAUUUAUUUCCUACAAAAGAACAGAAUAUUGGAUAAAGAAAGUAAAAGAAAAGAAAUCUUGUCUAAGAAGGAUAAGGAAACAGAAGAGGAGGAAGUUGAGUGGGAUGAUGAAGACGAUGAGGUAGAAGGAGUUGAUGGAAACAAGCGUGAAAAAGAAACAAAUGCUGAUGUGCCAGAAGAGGAAUUGAAAGAGAUUACUGGCGCUGAGAGCCUCGUUGAGAAUGACGAUGAUGGUGAUGAUGACGAUGAUGACUGGGAAUAA